AUGUUCUUCAAGCGCCGCUCCCGCGCCAACAGCUACAUCGAGAACGACGGCCCGCAACGCUCCCAGUCCUACGACGACUACGAGAAAAUCAGGCCCGAGUCCUCGCACACCCAGCAGCAGCAGCAGCAGCAGCAGCAAGUCUCGUCGCCCACCGAGCAGGACAUGUAUCCGCGACCCCAGCAGCCCCAGGAGCCCCAGUACUCGAGGGGUCUAUCCAACGGCGUCAACUCCAUGUCGUUGGGACAGCCCACCCCGCCUCUGAGCUCCGGCUUGAAGCCGGAGCCCAUGCCUGACCUGCUCACCCAGGCCUUCAACCAGGCCGUGCGGCCCUACACGGAGAAGAUCGAGCAGCUGGAGAGCCAGCUCGCCGACAUGCAGGCGUGGGUCGAGCAGUUGGAGCAGCAGCGCGCCGAGGUGCACAGCUGGAUCGACAAGCGCGGACUGCGACCCGAUGUUCCGCCAUCCAUCGCGAAGAUCAUGGACACGACCACUGCCGACGGAGCCGUCACCCUCAAUGCCCAACUGGACCGCAAGAUCACCAUCGUCAACUUCGAUCUCCACCGCUUGCAGGAUGACCUCAACGACUCCAUCUCUUCUGCUCACUUCGCGUCGGCUAUGCUCAAGUUUUUGCCCGACAUCCAGCGACUGGCGCUCCUUCCCUCGGGACCUCGACACGCCUUCGAUCUCGUCCUCAAACUCGGCGGCAAUCUCAACUCGCACGGCGGCCUGGACUCGGGCGAUGAAGACGAUCUUGCUGCCCGCCGCGACUUCUACGGCCGCCUCGACGCCGCCAUGGUUGAUGUAGUCAGCAGACGCUUCGGCGAAGGCGAGGAGUGGAACGUCCAACGCGAGAUCAAGCGAAUUGAGAAGACCGCUCAGUACCUGUCGACCUACGGCAUCAAGCCGUACUUCCCGCAGACACUUGAUGUUAUGCGAAGGGAGACGGAGCAAAGGGGCUACCAGAGCGCCAACGGGGCACAAAGCGGGUCGCCUCCGCGGUACCACUAA
Molecule: messenger RNA, 1008 nt
Organism: Paraphaeosphaeria sporulosa
Lineage: Eukaryota; Fungi; Ascomycota; Dothideomycetes; Pleosporales; Didymosphaeriaceae
Exons: 2
Coding region: 1-1008 (335 amino acids)
Source: RefSeq, a predicted model, not a curated record